Messenger RNA from Hylaeus anthracinus, 11158 nucleotides. RefSeq names its product titin-like. The transcript has 8 exons. Gene Ontology annotation, molecular function: protein binding. Bases 509 to 11017 code for a protein of 3502 amino acids. Lineage: Eukaryota; Metazoa; Arthropoda; Insecta; Hymenoptera; Colletidae. The record is from RefSeq and is a predicted model, not a curated record.
CACGAGUAGUUCACUUCUGUUCGGUGCGGUGUCGCGGUGAUUUUGAGGGGACUGAAGAGACGAGAGGGACUGGGGAACGAGAGAAAGAAAGAACACGCUCCGAGCUCGCAUCGCCACUCGAGGGUGCGAGGUGACGAGCGGCGAGAUAUCAUUCGGUGUGCCCCUAGUCCUCGCGACGUACCCGAUCCUCCCCCGCGUUUUUAUCGCGCGCAGACGGGUCAUAGAUCAGUCGCGAAACCCGUCGAGGGACGUUUAUCCGUCGGGACACACAUCAGUGCAAAGGUUUUUCCGUCGACCUGGUUGAGCUGCGCCGCCCACGCGUUCCUCUCGUUCACGAGUCGGGACAGCGACACACCUGGGAGAACGCGUCGCUGGACAGGAUCGUCUUGGUCGUCCGUAGUCGACGACCGCUCUGGAUAGGUAAGUCACUCAACUUUAACACGGACGAAUCCACAGCUGAUUCCCAAAGAAACUUCUCACCGACAGGAAACGGAAGAAGAGUGCCGACAUGUCGGCCUUGAGCGCCGGGACUUGUCGACCCGGGAUUAUACUCUGUCUGACCGUUCUACUGGCAUCGCAAUCUAAUUCUGCGCCAGUACUCGACCACGAUGCCACACAAGUUGCAGAAUACGACGGAGCUUCGGCAGGAUGCUACUACAACUACCAGCGUUACGACGAAGGCGAUCGAAUCGUGACGAACGAGCCAUGCCUGAACUGCACGUGCCACAAUCGGAUGCUGAUGUGUUACCUGAGGGUUUGCCCCUUCUCGAAAGCGAUAGGCCAGGAUUGCACAGUCGAGAAGAGACCAGACCAAUGCUGUCCCGUGAUCACCUGUCCAGAAGUCCCGGUGCAGUUGCUGACGUCCACGACCACAGCACCAGCGGCCACUUCCGGUUCCACGGCGUUAGGAUUCCACGACAAUUAUGGCUGCAACCUUCACGAUCGAUUCUACGCGGACGGUGCCCAGCUGCCCACCGAUCCACAGAAUCCUUGCGAGCUGUGUUACUGCAUCAGGAACAGGACCACUUGCGUCAUGCAGGAAUGCACUCUGCGGGUGGCCGGAUGCAGGCCAGUCUACCAACCAGGCGUGUGUUGUCCGGUCAAAUACAAUUGCGAAUAUGACGAGGAUCUUGCUACCACGAUUGAACCAACGCCUGGCCUGAUUAUGACCACCACGCUAGCGCCCGGAGCAUCGCCGCAAUGUUAUCACGAAGGAAACGUUUACGAGGAUGGCGAUCUGAUCUACUCGAAGCAGCCUUGUCAGCACUGCUACUGCUUCCGCGGUGACAUCGCCUGCGCUGUUCAGAACUGUGGUACGCCCAUGAAGACGCACGGAAAGAACUGCACCGCUUUGCCACCGCCGGAGGGCAAAUGUUGCCCGACCACGUAUCAAUGCGAUGAAGACGAGCUCAUAACGGUGCCAAGAGGCGAGGAGGAGCAAUCCACCGAGGAGGGCGUUGUCGAGACCACAAUGGAGGCAGUGACGGAAGCUGAAAAGGAACUUCCCGGUCUUGGAAGCACCGAGGAGUCCUUCCCAGGCUUCGACAACGCGAUUCCAGAAGAUCACAAAGAGGAGAGCAGCACUCAAGGUGUCACGGAACCUGUGCCAAUUGGAAAGAAACCUGAGGAAGAAGCGCCCGAAGAAGGACUCCCAGUGUCUGGAGCAACUGAGAAGGAAGCUGGCGUUUCGGAAGAAUACACGGAAAGCCCUGUUUCGGGAGCUAAAGCAACGGAACCCGUUGAGGCUGAGACAGAGGCAACACCGGCUGGCGAAGAUCGUGGUCAAGAAACGACUGCUAAGCCUGCAGAAGAGACUACUCAAGGACUCGCGAAAACGACAGCUCCUCAAGAAACGCCAGAAACGUCUUCGCCGAAACCAGAGGUACCCGAAGAACAGGUGACGAUGAAACAAGUAGAGGAACAACCCGUUACAGAGGAGACUGGGUUAGAGAAGGAACAAACCGAAGGUUCGCAGAAGGAACAACCAACCGAACAACCAAGCACCGAAAAAGCGACGGAAGAAGGUGAGAUCGAGACGAAACCUGAAGAACCCGUGACCAGUUUGGAACAGGAGCCAAGCGCCACCGAAGCUGCCGCUCCCAAAGAACCACAGUCAACCGAAGCACCUGAGAAACCUACAGAAUUACCUGAGACGUCACCUGAGACACUCCCAGAGGGCACCACAGUUAAAAGCUUAGGGGAAGAACAAAUAACGGAAGUGGCUAAAGAAGAAGAAACCCCUGCAGAGGUCUCAGAACCUGAACAGAAGGUCACGACAGUGGAAUCGAUCGAAGGAAAGCCAGAGGAAGCUGCCACUCCCGAGAUAGAAAUGACUACUGAGAAACCUGCGCAAGAAGGACCAAGCACUGAACAAGUUCCUAGCGAAGAGGGAGAAAAGGAAACGCCAUCGGAAGCAUCAACUCCCGAAGAAGGUGAGGUACAAACGGUUACAGAAGCUGAAGUUGAACAGAAGCCAGAGUUAGAGGUAUACGAUCACAAAGCACCCGAACCUGGCAAGGUACAACCUGGAAUAGUUCCCAAGAAGGAAGAUGGCAUACCUACCGAAGAGCCUGUUAUGGUUGAGCAACCUGCCGUAACGGAGAAACAAAUGGGAGAAGAGGAAGCUCCUGAGAUUCCAGAGCAGGGUCCACCUGGCAUUCCCGUCACCGAUCGCGUACCUGAAAGCAAAGCAGAAGACAAAGAAUCGGUCCCUGAAAUUCACGUAACCGAGGGCUCGGUUGACAUGAAGCCAUCAGAGUUCGUACCUGACAAUCUUGCCACAGAGGUUCCGGAGAAGGUUCCCACGACGUAUCUUCCACCUUCGUCGGAGGCAACGACGAGUCCUAAGGAACAGGAAGCGACGCCAAGUGAGGAGGGAACUGUAGCACCAACGAAGCAACCCGAAGAACCCUCUGUUACCGAAGGUCCGACAAGCGAGGAGCCAAAGAAGGAAGAAGCUGUUCCAUCUGUCACUGAAACGAGCCAAGUUCCUGUUGGACAAGAAGAAGCGACGGAAGGUAUUCCUCAAGGUACUGAAGUUAGUCCCGGUCUGGAGGCUUCAACGCCAACUGAAGAGGCUCCACAAGAGGAGACUCAACACCCUGAGAAACCGAGCGUACCUGAAGAUCACACCGCUGAGACGCCGUCUUCCGAAGGACCGCCAUCGAAGGAGACUUCCGCCGAGGAGGAAUUACCAACCAAGGGUCUAACCAUCGACGAAUCUGGCGAAACUUCCUCCGAGGAAGUCAGCGACUCCAGCGAAGAAGUGACACCUGCUAAAGGCGAAUCCACCGAGAAAGAAAUGGAAUCUGGAGAACAAGCGUCCGAAGCGCCAGUUCAACCUGCUGAAGAACAUCCAACGGAACCAGGUGUCGAAGAGCAGAGUACAGAGGGCAAAGAAGCAACCACUGAGACUUUGGCGCACUCGACUGAAGCUCCUCAUGCCGAAGAACCAUCUACGGAAGUUAGUUCUGUUCCAGAAGAGAAGCCUUCGACCGAAGAAGAGAAACCUGAAGUACAAGCCACAGCUGCUCCGGAAGAAGCUUUGCCAAGCGAGAAGCCUAGUCUCGGCGAGGUGACACCUGAAGAACAGGUUACCGAAAAACCUGUUUCAGGAGAGGAGCUGGCUCUAUCUACCGCUAAGCCACCAGAGGCUGAAGAGGGAAGCACGCCGCAGAUACCUGUUGGCGAGGGUGAAGCAACCGAAGAACCAGCCGUAGAAGAAACUCCUGAAGAAACAACCGCACCAGAAAUCGAAGGUUCGUCAGUGGCACCAGAAGUAGCAGAGGCUGAGAAACCAACUGAAGGCACUUUAAUGGUGGAAGUUCACCCAACAGUGGUCUCAGCUGAAGAGGAGAAGCCUGAGGAGCCGGUAUCCACCGAGCAGCCUGUUGUCGAACUGACCGAAGAACCGAUAACCAAAGAAACAUCUACGGUGGCUCCAGAGGAACAGAUGACUGAAGAACCAGAGGGUGUACCGAUGAAAGAGGAAGCUCAGACCGAAGGUCCUGAAUUGCCAUCGACCGAGCAACCGAUCACGGAAGCUGGGUUGGCGAAGGAAGGACCACAGGCUCCACUCGAGGAGCACAAGCCAACCAAGCCUGCCGAGCGCAAGGAGGAUGAAUUAAGUGUAGAAGGCACUCAGAAACCAUCUCUUGCAGAAGAGACGCCAACUGAAAAGCCGGUGGAAGAGGGAACAGCGACUGAAGAGGCCGAAAUACCUGCGGAAGAAAAGCCAACCGAAGGGCCUAGCGAAGAGGAGAAACCAACUGAAAGACCUAGUGAAGAGGAGAAACCUGUUGAAGAAGAGAAACCAACUGAAGGACCUAGUGAAGAAGAGAAACCCGUUGAGGAAGAGAAACCAACCGAAGGACCUAGUGAAGAGGAGAAACCUGUUGAAGAAGAGAAACCAACUGAAGGACCUAGUGAAGAGGAGAAACCUGCCGAGGAAGAGAAACCAACCGAAGGACCUAGCGAAGAGGCAAAACCUGUCGAGGAAGAAAAGCCGACGGAAGGACCUGUUGAGGAAGAAAAACCAACUGAAGGACCUAGUGAAGAAGAGAAACCCGUUGAGGAAGAGAAACCAACUGAAGGACCUAGUGAAGAGGAGAAACCUGUUGAAGAAGAGAAACCAACUGAAGGACCUAGCGAAGUAGAGAAACCUGCUGAGGAAGAAAAACCAACCGAAGGACCUAGCGAGGAGAAACCUGCUGAGGAAGAGAAACCAACCGAAGGACCUAGCGAAGAGGAGAAACCUGUUGAGGAAGUGAAGCCAACUGAAGAGCCCAGUGAAGAGGAAAAGCCUGCUGAGGAAGAAAAACCAACGGAAGGUCCAAGUGAAGAGGAGAAACCUGUUGAGGAAGUCAAGCCAACGGAAGGUCCAAGUGAAGAGGAAAAGCCUGCUGAGGAAGAAAAGCCAACCGAAGGGCCUAGCGAAGAGGAGAAACCUGUAGAGGAAGAGAAGCCAACGGAAGGACCUGUCGAGGAAGAAAAGCCAACGGAAGGUCCUGUUGAGGAGGAAAAGCCUGUUGAGGAAGAGAAACCAACCGAAGAACCUACCGAGGAAGAGAAACCUGUUGGAGAAGAAAAGCCAGCAGAAGAAGAGAAACCAACAGAAGCACCAACAGAAGAGGAGAAACCAACAGAAGGAGUCAUUGAAGAAGAGAAGCCUGUUAUGAAGGAAGGAGCAACUGAAGCGCCUGCAGAAGCAGAGAAACCAACCGAAGGACCUGUCGAAGAAGAAAAGCCUACGGAAGAACAGAAACCAACCGAAGCGCCUGUAGAAGCGGAGAAACCAACCGAAGGACCUGUAGAAGAAGAAAAGCCUACCGAAGAGCAGAAACCAACCGAAGCGUCUACAGAGGAAAAGAAAACAACAGAAGCUGAAGGGGAGAAGCCUCUUGAAGAGGAAGAACCGACUGAAAGGCCUGCAGAGGAGGAGAAACCAACCGAAGAAUCCGUUGAAGAACAGAAGCCUACCGAGGAAGAGAUAACCGAAAAACCUGUUGAAGAAGAGAAACCGUCUAUCAAGGGUGAGAAACCUACCGAGAGUAAGAUUCCAACUGAGGCACCUGGCGAAGGGGAGAAACCCACCGAAGAAGAAAAACCGUCUGAAGCGUCAAGUGAAAGACCUGCUGAAGAGGAGCCAACCAAAGGACCUGUGGAAGGAGAAGAGCCGAGCGAAGUCACGCCUGUCGCACCAAGCGAAGCACCAGUUUCGGAAGAAGUUUCCACGGCAGGUCCAGAGGUCGAAGGAAAACCGACGGAAGGUGCCGAACAAGCCUCUACAGAAGUUCCUAGCUUAGGUGAGAGUCCUACCACGAUUGGAGCUAAAGGAGAACCUGAAGUAACACCUGAAAUUUCGAAAGAAACUCCAUCGGAAGAAAUUCCAUCUACAGAAGAAGCUCAAACAGAGGCUGCUGUACCACCAGAACAACAACCCGAAGUUCCUGCCUCCCCUGAAGAAAUGACGACUGAGCCUUCUAAACUAGCUCCUGAGCAACCUGUUGAAGAGGAAUUGCCAGAAGGCACUCAGAAACCAGGGGUAUCUGAAGCAUCAACGCAAGCAAGUUCAACCGAAGUAACGAGCGAACAAGGUAAACCUCUGGAGGAAGGUGUCAGUACAGAGACCCCUGAAGUAUCUCCCACCGAAGCUGGAGCCCCUGAAGCGUCCACAGCGCCUUCCGCAGAAACGACACAGCCAGAAGAGGAACAGAAGGUUACUCUUCCGGAAGAAGCCCAAACUGAGGUCACCCCAUCGAAAGAAGCACCUACAACGGAAGCUCCUCUUGCGAAAGAAACGGAAACUCCAGCUGUACCAGAGGAAGUAUCGACUGCAGAACCAGCCAAGCCUGAAGAGGUUCCAGAAACCACGCCGCAUGCAGAAGUACCACCAAAGCCAACAACCGAACAAGCUUCCGAGGAACCUUCGACGCUUGGACAAACUCCAGAAGAGGAAACAACGUCGGAGUAUCCAGUUCGAGCGCCACCAUCGAUCCCUGGAGAAGGCAACUGCCUCGUCGAAGGACAGUCCUACAACAACAACUCAGCUGUUCCUCCCGCCAAUCCCUGUCAACUUCAGUGCCGUUGCGUCAGCAGUAUUAUCCAGUGCGAUCUUGUUCAGUGUCCACCUCCACCGAGCCACCUGUCGAACUGCAUGCCUAUUCACACAGCCAAGGAUUCCUGCUGUCCGAUGUACACUUGCGACUCCACGCCUACGGCGGUAUUGGAAUCCGAUAAUCACAUGAUCGAACAGGAAGCAGGACAGAAGACUGAACCACCUACCGAGGCUCCAACUCAAGAAACCACGAAGGAACCAUUUGUCAAGGGCUACGAAACAACUGUUGCGCCUGAAGCACCAACCACGUUGAAGUCUGUCGAACCUGAGCAACCGACUACAGCUGCAGAGCCUGCCAAGGUACGCGAGGAACAAACCAUCAGUUCAGUGCCAGAGGCAGAGUCUUCUAGUCAAAUUCCUUCGGAGGAACCGAAAGAAACACCGGAAGUACCAAGCACGGAGAAGCCUGUGAAGGAAGAGGAGCCAUCUGCCAAGGUGCCAUCUACCGAACAGCCAACCGAAGGACAGGCUGCUGAGGAACAACCUUCGAGUCCUAGCAUUGGCGAAGAGCAAGCAGUUCCGACGACACAAGCAGGCGAGGUUGAAGAGACUUCUGCUGGAAUUGGCAAAGAAACAGCUGCACCCACUACUGCGAAACCCAUGGGAGAAGAGCCAUCCGAAGAGGAACAGAAGCCUGCAGAGGGUGAGCCAGAGGCGACUGUUGCCCCUAUGGUUCCCGAGGAAGAAGUGAGCAAGGAACCUGAAGUCCCAAGCUCGUCUAUAACACCAGAGCUUGCAGUUUCAGAAGGUCUGCCAUCGGUUACCGAGACCCAGAAACCAUCGGAGGAAGGAACCACUGUCGCCGUGGAAGAACAACCUGAGGAACCCGCUCAGCCUGAACAAUCGACACCCGAAGGCGAAACUGUCCAACCAAGCGAAGCAGAAACCGAAAGACCAUCUGCAGAAACGCCUGCUCCAGGCGGUGUCAAAGCUGGCGAAGAACCCGAAGUCACCCCAGCGGAAGAAGAAUCUGUUCAACCUACGGAAGCUGGAGCACCAGCAACGGCAGAAAUGGGAGUCUCCACGGGAGCUCCAGUAUCUGAAGAAGCAACCGUUCCCGGCGUGACUAAGGAGGAAACUGCUACUGAACCAGCUGUAGAAGAAGGCUUGCAAACCACCAAGAAACCACUUACUCCUGAAGAGGGACAGACAGUACCUGUCGAAGCUGAACCUUCGACAGCUGCACCUGCAGUUGAAGAACAGACCAAAGAAACGCCUGAGGCUGAAGUGAAGCCAACUACGGAAGGCGUCGAAGAAUUGUCCACUCAACAACCUGAGAAACUCCCGGAGGAACAGUUGCCAAGCUCAACCGAGGCACCUGAAAUCGUCACCGAAGGACCAGCACCUUCUCUCCCCAAACAAACUACAGAAAAGGAGGAAGUUAGCGAGGAACCAGCAGUCGAACCGAAACCUGAGGAAGGUGGUGUGCAGCCUGGACAAGAGGAAUCUGGGAAGACUCCAUCGCCGGAAGGUCAAACUCCCGAAUCUGUUUCGCCUGCCGAAGAAGAAGCUACACCAUCCGUAAUGCCUCAAGAAGAAAUCACGGCAACACCUGAAGCGGCCAGCGAGAAACCUGUUUCAGAAUCGAUUCUGCCUCAGGAGGAAGUUGAACAACCCGCGACUGAAAAAGAAACAAUGAUUCCUGGCACCGAAGAAGCUGUUACCGUUGGCGUCAAGGAACAAUCGGCUCAGCCGGAGGAGCAACCGACGACCGUAGCAUCCACUGCUCCAGUUGAAGGCGAAGUGUCUGAAACUCCGAAACCAAUGCUUCCAGAACAGAUGCCAGAAGAACAGGGACAAAUGACAGAGGCACCAGACACUUCCUUGAAGGAGGGAACAGAAGAGCCACUGGUACCAAGCGAAGGAGAAACCACCGUGCCAGUUGUUCCCGUUGAAGAACAGAAACCAGAAGAAGGAACUCAGAAACCGAGCGUAGAAGAGGGUGUAACAUCUACGGAACCAAGCAAGAUUGCUACCGAAGGUGAAGUUACUGCCACGGGUGAAGAGCAAGCUAGCGAAGCACCAAGUUCGCCAGCCGUUGAAGAAGGAUCAACGCCACUGCCUGAAAGUGCCUCGAUCGUACCUGAGCAAGGAAUGGAGGAACAGAAGCCUGUUGAAGGUGAAGGUGUAACCGAAGAGAAAGUGUCAACUACGAGCGAAGUUAGUCCAACGCGUGAGGAAGAGCCAUCUAUGAUGGGCGAGAAGCCUUCGGAGGAGGGCGUAUUUGAAGCAGGGCAACAAACUGAAGCACCAUCUCUUGAUAAAGGAACAGGAGCACCGCAAGAGGAGGAACAAGUCGAAGGCGAAACAACUCCAGCGGUAGAGAUCAAGGGAACGACCGAACCCACACCUACAACUAGCGCCGCACCUAUCGAAGUCAGCUCAACCGAAAUGCCUGAAAAGGCACUUCCCAGCGAGGCACCAGGUCAAGAGCUCCCCGAAGUAUCGGAAACACUCCCGACAGAGGCACCUGUAGAAGCUACCGAAGUUCCUGAGAAGAUAGCUCCCGUCACGGGUGCUCCCGAAGAACUUCCUGCCGAAGUUCCGAAGGAAGAGGCUCCGACUGAAACUCCUGAAAAAGAACUGUCCACUGAAGUUCCUGAGAAAGUGACGCCCGCUGAAGAGGUUCCUGAGGAAGUGACUCCUGCCGAACAAGUUCCAGAAGCACCUAGUACAGAGCUUCCUAGCGAAAUUCCAGAGAAGAUCCCUGGCGAAGAGCCUGACAAGGUUCUCCCCGAAGAAGAGAAGCCUACCGAAGUACCUGAGAAAGUUCUUCCUGGUGAGGAGACGCCUGCUGUGACGGAGAAGGUUCUUCCUGGAGAAGAGACGCCUGCUGUAACGGAGAAGGUUCUUCCUGAAGAAGAGACGCCUGCUGUAACGGAGAAGGUUCUUCCUGGAGAAGAAACUCCUGCUGCAACAGAAAAGGUUCGUCCCGAAGAAGAGAAGCCUGUCGAAGUUACAGAGGAGAUUCUUCCCGAAGAAGAGAGGCCUGCCGAGGUAACGGAGGGUCUUCCCGAAGCAGAGAAGCCUGCAGAAGGUGAGCAACAAACGCCACAAUCCGAAGGAGAGGUAGAGCUGCAAACUACGGAGAGCAUACUCGUCAAGGAACAGUUACCUAAAGAAGGUGCACCAAGCACACCUCCUCAAGCUGAAGAAACAUCGACUGAGGCUCCAAUGAUUAGCGAAGAACCAAGCACUGCGGCGCCCGAGGCCGAAGCAACCAGUCCUCGCGAAGAACAGCCUUCGCUGGUCGAAUCGACCGAGGCUCCGAUUGUCCCUGAAGAACCAGGGCUCACGGAGGCACCUCUGCCUAGCCAACCAUCGGAGGAGGCUCACUCUUCCACGGAAUCUGCGCCAGAAUCGUCGACGGAGCACGAAACAGAGAAACAACCCGAAGUCGAGACAACCCCUGAAGAAGAGCACACGGUCGAGUCGUCGACGCAACAGUCUCAAGAAAAGAGUACUCCGGAACCAGCGAUUCCUGAGCAGCCAGCCUCGAUGAAACCCGAAGAGGGUCAACAGAUGACCGAAGCCCCUGUCCAAGAAUCCGUCACGAAACUACACGAACCGCUUCCAACCGAACCAUCGCUCGCAGAGCCAUCGGAAGAAGAACAAGAAGAAGUCGGAGAAGAAGGUCUGCCACCUCACGGCGAACCCAUGUUACCAGAAUCUGUUCCAACGACAGAAAAGGCAGAAGCUGAAGUCGAGGAACCUCUACAUCCAGUGAACGAUACAUCCGAAUCCGUCGAACCAGCAGUUCAUCCCAUCCUUCACGAAGAACCCUCGAGUACUCUAGCUCCUCAAUUACCAGAGUACCCUGACCAAGGUGUCUCUGGCGAAGACAAUCCUCACUUCCCUCCGCAAGGAGGCAGCUAUUUGAACCCUGACGAGGACUACGACGAGGACGAUCAGGCCAUAUACGGGCCAGGCACCUGCAGAUACGGCGGCAAGGUCUACGUGUCGGCGCAACAAAUACCCAGGGACGAUCCUUGCGACUUCUGCUUCUGCUUCAGAAGCGACAUCAUCUGUCUACAACAGAGCUGCCCGCCACCGAUCCCUGGCUGUCACGAGGAGCCCAUCAGCGGUUUCUGUUGCCCCAGAUACGAGUGUCCGGUGUCAAUGGCCACGUCGCUCAACCUGACAACGACCACGACGACGACCACGACCACGUUGCCCCCGCACUUCCACGCCCACGCGUACAAGGGAGCCGCAAAGAGGAGCGGCUGCCAAAUCCGCGGCCAAGCGUACCGCGUCGGGGAGGUCAUCAGGUCGGCCUCGGGACCUUGCCUUCAGUGCACUUGCGGAGGCGACGGUAACAUGAAGUGCGAGCCGAGGGUGUGCAGCCCGGAGCCGAUGCUGAGGCAGAUGAUCGCGGCAGCCACGGCCCGAAGGAGGAGAUGAGCCGGCCAACACGAUCCCGGUGAUCCGGCGAAGAAUCGUGCACACGAGGAAUGAAGUUUAGAGGGGGAUCAGUGUUGUAUAAAAGUGAAUUUAAAAAAAAAAAUAUUCUAAACUAUCUAAAUGUCGCGAAACACAGACAAU